This is a messenger RNA of Eriocheir sinensis (Chinese mitten crab), 1650 nucleotides long. RefSeq lists its product as uncharacterized. The transcript is spliced from 2 exons. The coding region runs from base 204 to 1484 and encodes 426 amino acids. The record is from RefSeq and is a predicted model, not a curated record. NCBI's taxonomy places the organism in Eukaryota, Metazoa, Arthropoda, Malacostraca, Decapoda, Varunidae.
UUGUAAAGGUUUUCAUUGAUAAGAUAAGAAAUACAGCUGGAGCUCCUCCCCUGAAGGUGUAAUAAGAGCGACGGUCACUGAAGGGUGUCUCGCUCCCCGGGAGUGUGGCUCACGAUGUGGCUCGCGCCUGCGCCGGGGGUCACUGGUGAGUGUGUUACCAGGCUGCUUAGUGAAGCAAGACAAUUUACACAACGACAGCACAGAUGGCCGUGACGUCCAGGAAGGCAUCAGUCUCUACGGACCAGUCAUCACUGGUCAUCAUCUCGAAGGCUGCCCAUGCAUCAUCAGCCUCUUCGGUGAUGGCGGCCACCAAUUCGGCGGAUGGGCAUGGAUCAUCAGCCUCUUCGGAGAUGGCGGCCACCAAUUCGGCGGAUGCCCAUGGAUCAUCAGCCUCAUCAGACGAGUCAUCACGGGUCGUCACUUCCAAGAGUGCCCAUAGAUCAUCAGCCUCAUCAGACGAGUCAUCACGGGUCGUCACUUCAAACAGUGCCCAUGGAUCAUCAGCCUCAUCAGACGAGUCAUCACGGGUCGUCACUUCAAAGAGUGCCCAUGGAUCAUCAGCCUCAUCGGUGAUGGCGGUCACCAAUUCGGCGGAUGCCCAUGGAUCAUCAGCCUCCACGGACCAGUCAUCACGGGUCAUUGCUUCAAAGGCUGCCCAUGAAUCAUCAGCCUCGACCAUAGCAGCGGAAGUCACCAAGUCUGGAGCUGCCCAUGAAUCAUCAGCCUCCACGGACCAGUCAUCACGGGUCAUUGCUUCAAAGGCUGCCCAUGAAUCAUCAGCCUCGACCAUAGCAGCGGAGGUCACCAAGUCUGGGGCUGCCCAUGAAACAUCAGCCUCCACGGACCAGUCAUCAUGGGUCGUCACUUCAAAGGCUGCCCAUGCAUCAGCCUCAACCAUAGCAGCGGAGGUCACCAAGUCUGGGGCUGCCCAUGAAACAUCAGCCUCCACGGACCAGUCGUCAUGGGUCGUCACUUCAAAGGCUGCCCAUGCAUCAGCCUCAUCGGUCCUGGCCACUCCGUCAGUGGCCGCACGCGGUGCAGGGCUCACCGCCCGGACGGGCUCGCCACACCGCCUCCCGUUGCACCGGAGGCUGGUGAAGACGGGCCCGUCGUCACAGAAGAGAGAGAAGUGGAGGCCGCUGAUGUUGUCCAGCAGCCAGGCCAGCGGCAUGGAAGAGGUGAAGACUGGCUUCCUAAGCGAGGCGCAUUGCACCCUGACGGCCGCGUUGCCGUCUUUCUUGCACAGCUUCGCCAAGGGCACACGCAGCUCACCCUCGGCGUGGCAGCCUCGAAUCCCUGCGACGCAAGACCAUCUUUCCACGGGGAGUUUGACGGAGGCGACCGUACGCCUCCUCUUCAGGCAGCAGGUGGAGUCCUUGCACGAGAGCUUGAUGGAGUCCACCAGGGAGGAGCCUCGCUCCAGGGUUACCCACACGUUGAAUUUCUGUCGAGAUGCAGAGUUUCCCAUCGUUGUUUCGAUGUGAUAUAAAAAAUAUCCGUAUAUCGAGGAAAUCGGUGUUAGGUAAUAAAAGGAGGUGCUAUGUCCAUGAAGACCGACUGGCCUCCAGCAAAUUCUUUCUGCUGUAAUCUUGCCUAGUCGGCUAAGUAGUGCAGUUCACGCGUCGGAUGGCGGGUAACAGGGCUGCAGCA